AAGGACAGCUGACACUGACAGAGCAGAGUGAACAAAAGUAGUCUCUUAGGCUUUAAACAUAACAUCCUCUCAGUUCUGACUGGUCAUAGAUUAGUGUGGAAUCAGUCAUGUUUCGCAAGACAUUUUUCAUCUGUUACAUUAAGGUGGACUGGGAUGUGUUCAGAACAAGAGUAUCGCAUAUGGACGCAGUGAUCCGCAGGUGCCCUUUCCUCACUGUGGUGCCUAGUGUUGUCCUGCAGCUGGCUGGGAAGUCAUCACUGGCGAGCUAUGCCCAAAAGUGCCCUGUGAUGAUGGACCUGGCCUCCAGACCUCUGGCCAGAGCUCUGUCCUCUUCAGCUUUUGAAUCCAAAGGCUCUCCAACAAAUGAUGAUCAAAAGAAUGAAGUGAAGUUGGCCCCAGGGCAUGUCACGCCACCUGCUGGCCAGACUGUAGGCUCUAAAUGCCCUUUCCUGGCUGCAGAAAUGGUGCAGAAAAACAACAGGGUAGUAAGAGAGGCCAGCUUGGAGCUGCAAGAGGACGUCCAGGAAAUGAACUCUGUGCCCACAGGGAAACAAGAUGUGGAUUUAUCUGUUGUGGAUCUUAUCGAGGAAGACAAGGCCAACACAGGGGCACCAAAAACCCGUUUUAUACCCAUAUCUUUCAAAGUGUCACACCUGCUAAAGACUAAUCUGCCUGAGGUCACCUUCCAGUAUGACGAGUAUUUUGAGAAGAAGAUUGAAAGCAAGAAGACAGACCACACAUACAGGGUUUUUAAGACAGUGAACCGGCGUGCCUCCUCGUUCCCCAUGGCAGACGACUACUCCGAGUCCAUUCAUGCCAAGAGAGACGUGUCUGUGUGGUGCAGCAAUGACUACCUCGGCAUGAGCCGUCACCCCAAAGUCACCCAGACAAUCAUCGAGACUUUAAGGAAGCACGGUGCUGGUGCUGGAGGCACACGAAACAUUUCAGGGACGAGCAAAUUCCACGUGGAACUCGAAUACGAGCUAGCUGACCUGCAUGACAAAGAUGCUGCACUGCUGUUCACUUCUUGCUUUGUAGCCAACGACUCCACAUUGUUUACCCUGGCAAAAAUGCUACCAGGUUGUGAAAUCUACUCCGACGCUGGCAACCACGCCUCAAUGAUCCAGGGUAUAAGAAACAGUGGGGUCAAGAAGUUUAUCUUCCGUCACAAUGACGUCAGCCACCUGCAAGAGCUGCUUGAGAAGUCUGACCCCUCCACUCCAAAGAUUGUUGCCUUUGAGACGGUGCAUUCAAUGGAUGGGGCUGUGUGCCCACUCGAAGAGAUGUGUGAUAUUGCCCACAAGUUUGGUGCCAUUACCUUUGUGGAUGAAGUUCAUGCUGUGGGCUUGUAUGGGCUCAGAGGAGGAGGGAUCGGGGACAGAGACAGAGUCAUGCACAAGAUGGACAUCAUCUCUGGAACCCUUGGCAAGGCAUUUGGCUGCGUGGGUGGCUACAUCGCCAGCACCAGCGCCCUGGUGGACACGGUGCGCUCUUACGCUGCAGGCUUCAUCUUCACCACUUCCCUGCCCCCUAUGCUGCUGGCAGGGGCAAAGGAGUCCAUCAAGGUUCUGAAAAGUGAGGAAGGCCAGGUGCUCAGGAGGAAACAUCAGAGGAGCGUCAAGCUGCUCCGACAGAUGCUGAUGGACUCAGGCCUUCCGGUGGUCCACUGCCCGAGCCACAUUAUUCCUGUCCGGGUGGCAGACGCAGAGAAGAACACUGAGAUCUGUGACAUCAUGAUGUCUCAUUACAACAUCUACGUCCAGGCAAUCAACUACCCCACUGUGGCUAAAGGAGAGGAGCUGCUGCGCAUCGCACCCACACCACACCACACUCCCCAGAUGAUGUUCUACUUUGUUGACCGGCUGGUGAAAACGUGGAAGGAGGUGGGUAUGGAACUGAGGCCACACUCCUCAGCAGAGUGUGACUUCUGCCAGCAGCCUCUUCACUUUGAGCUGAUGAGUGAGAGGGAGAAGUCCUAUUUCACAGGCCUCAGUCACAUGAUAUCAGCAGUAGCCUGAUAUAAAUUAAAACAUUAAAUCCCUACCAGCCCCACCUCCUAUAUUCAAGCUAUUUAUUUAAAUUCACAUUAAAUAGUCAAAAUAAUAAUACAUUUUAUUUAUAGAGCACUUUUCAGGGUACUCAAAGACACUUUACAAAAGUUAAAAUGAUCAUCCAUUAUUAUUAAUCACACAUUAGCAUGGCUCUGGCGCCCCAGGUCCGAUGCUUGGUCCUGAGUGGUGGGCAUCAGAUAUGUGUAUAAAAUGUUCUAUGUCACCAAAAAAAUGUGUGGGUAAAGUGUUGAUUUACUCUUGUGUCUUCACUUUUGCAUGUAUUGACUAUGACUUCAAAAGGCCAAACUUUUACAAAUACAUAUAUUUGUACAUAUGUUUGACAUUUUCAUCAUGUAAAGGAAUCCCUCAAUAAAAAAACAAAUGCAAAGCAUUUUAAUGAGGCUUUUUACAUAGCGCUAGGUUCCAGAGCAUCUAAAGGUUGAACUAACAUUUUCCAACUCCUAUGGGUUGGAGUCCUAAGUGCUGUUUCAGAGAAGCUAUGCUAGUAGCAAACAUCAGCAAAGGCAAUUAUGUAUUGUUUAAUUGUGUUUUUUAUGCUGCCUUUCUAAAAAGUGUAUUACUAGGUGGGUUGUCUUAUUGAUUAGUUGCAAAUGUGCAUAUUACGCGUUCCCCAAUAUCUAUGAGGUGUUACGCAAAAUCUAGAAUAAUCUUCAAGUAUGAAGGGAAUGAGAUAGCAAAUGGCAUGGAAUAUCACACACUCACUCCAACCCAGUUGUACAGCGAACACACAGUAUCUCAAACCAUGUCUCACUUAUAGUGUUAUCUUUUUACAUUUACACCAAGGGUAUUUGCUGCACAUACAUGUACUUUAUAUGUAAACUAUUUCAUUACAUGCAGUUCUUCUGGCUUGUAUCAGUUAUAACAUGUUAUGGAGUGUUGCUGUAAGAGCCAAUUAGUUCCCUUGGUAUAAACCGGAACCAAUCUUUGGUUCCUCGGGUGCAACCCCGAAGCACAUACAGUUUUUGACCACACGAACACACACACACACACACACACACACACACACAAACACACCAACA
Molecule: messenger RNA, 3091 nt
Organism: Perca fluviatilis (European perch)
Lineage: Eukaryota; Metazoa; Chordata; Actinopteri; Perciformes; Percidae
Product: 5-aminolevulinate synthase, nonspecific, mitochondrial-like
Exons: 11
Coding region: 108-2018 (636 amino acids)
Biological process (GO): heme biosynthetic process; hemoglobin biosynthetic process; erythrocyte development
Cellular component (GO): mitochondrial matrix; mitochondrion
Molecular function (GO): pyridoxal phosphate binding; 5-aminolevulinate synthase activity
Source: RefSeq, a predicted model, not a curated record